GGCACAUUUUGCCUUUGAAUCGUCACUGUGGGAUGACAACAAAAAAACUUGCUCCGGCUCAAAUCAGAAUUCACGGAAUUUGCAACGUACAGAACACAGUUUACUGCAGCAAUCAUGGACGUUAGCCAGCUGGAACAUUUGAUGCGUAAUUUAGCGAUUAAGGAGACGCGCACCAACAGCCUGGAUCUGCUGGAAAGUAAGCUAUCCGAUGUAAAUCAGGACAUCUACGAGACAAUGCUCUGCUCGGAGAGCCUCUUCAAGUUCCUGGCCGAGGCAGAUGCUGACCAGCACACAACAGCAUCCCGUAUCAUCUACGACAAAGCGCUCGAGUUCUUCCCCAACGGGUCGGCCUCGGUCAUCGAUCGGUUUUUAGAGCGCUGCCUGACCCAUCCAAAGAACUCGGUGAAGCAGUUUGGGUUGCGCGGUGCGGCCGCCAUGGUUUACAAUUCGGCCACCAUCACACCGAACACGGUGGAGCUCAUCAUUCAACACUGUCUCCCGAUGAAGGAGGUGUACGUGGACACGAUGCUGAACGUGCUGGUAAAAUGCUUGCCACCGAUCUUCACGGAACCGACCGUGCAGAACAAGCUGGUGUCGGUGUUGCAGUUCGACGAAACGGUGCGAUGCCGCGUGUACGAGGUCGUGUGCACAGUGCUUGAGCAGCAUCCGGCUUACAUGCAGAUCGCCAGCCCGGUCCUCGAGAGUGCACUGGCCGAUCUGGACAAGGAUGACGUGCUGCUGCAGUCGAGCGUGCUGCAGAUUCUGACGCAGCUGCUGACCACCAAGGAAGGGUUCGACUACAUCGAGGGGAUCGAUCUGUUCCGGAAGGUGUACGUGAACAUCGUUUCCGUCAAGGUCACCCCGUUCAUGCGCUUCGUGCUGCCAAAUGCGCUCAAGUUUUACGCCAGUGCGGCACUCAUCCAGCCGUCACUGUUUCUGCAGCGCCACCCGGCCACGGUGGACUUUAUUUUCGAUCAAAUCACGCCGGAAGAUCCAAUGCUGAUGGCAAUCGCGUACGACUGUCUGGGCAUGGUUGGCUCUACAAACGAGGGGAAAAUAUUCCUCAGCGAUAAUCAGAAGCUAAAGAUGGAGCAGUUCUUGAAAGAGUUCCCGGGCAUACUGCACUCAACGACCGACGUGUACAAGGUUCGCUUCAUCGAGUGCAUCACGUGUCUAAUGUCGGGCGGUGGCAGCGAAUCGAUCGACAAUCGAGUCACUUGCAUUACCCAGGAGUGGUACGAAACCAUGACGGAGAGCAAAGAUCUGGAAAUGGUGCAGACGCUGUUCAAGAACCCCUUCCCGGACAUAAAGAUGGCGUCGCUGAAGCUACUGUCCGCCAUAGUGGAUCAUCGCUGGGGUCAGCAGUUUUUCCAGAACACCGCUUGCUUCACGGAACAGCUGCUGAGCCGCCGGCUGGACACGCUGAACGUGAACGUGGCCCAGUUUAAGUAUGAUGUGAUAAAGAAGCUCUCCCUCUGCCCGACCCUGGAGCCCUUCGUGACCGAUGCGCUGAAGCAGUACGUAACGGCGGGCGCCUUCCACCGUGAAGCGCACGUGGAGGUCGUCAUCGAAGGCGGUCAGUGAGGGGGUGACUACUUCUUCUAUAUUUACAUGUCUCAUUAAUUUUUGUUUUGCAUUUUACACUUUUCCUAUCGUUUCCUGCUGAAGAAUAAACGUACGAAUUACAUGGACUGGAA
Molecule: messenger RNA, 1697 nt
Organism: Anopheles arabiensis
Lineage: Eukaryota; Metazoa; Arthropoda; Insecta; Diptera; Culicidae
Product: 26S proteasome non-ATPase regulatory subunit 5
Exons: 4
Coding region: 115-1584 (489 amino acids)
Biological process (GO): proteasome assembly
Cellular component (GO): cytosol
Source: RefSeq, a predicted model, not a curated record